Messenger RNA from Phragmites australis (common reed), 2277 nucleotides. RefSeq lists its product as uncharacterized. Gene Ontology annotation, cellular component: signal recognition particle, endoplasmic reticulum targeting. The transcript has 13 exons. Gene Ontology annotation, biological process: SRP-dependent cotranslational protein targeting to membrane. The record is from RefSeq and is a predicted model, not a curated record. NCBI's taxonomy places the organism in Eukaryota, Viridiplantae, Streptophyta, Magnoliopsida, Poales, Poaceae. Bases 154 to 1965 code for a protein of 603 amino acids. Gene Ontology annotation, molecular function: endoplasmic reticulum signal sequence receptor activity; signal recognition particle binding; 7S RNA binding.
UUCUGAACCCGAUAAUAGUCUAAACCCCACUGGAAACAGCCCACGCACCCGAGUCUCGAAACCCACGCCGCCUCCGCCUCGCCCCCCACCGUCGCUACCGCGUCUGAGCCUCGCAGCUAGCCCACCGCCGGAGACACACCCGCCGCCGCCGCCAUGUCGAAGCCCGCCGACCAGCCGCCGUCGGACAUGGAUGUCGACCCCUCCGCCGCUGCCGCCGCCGAGGAGAAGCCGCCCGUCAGGUUCUCCAUCAACGUGCUGGAGCUCAUGAAGGGGGCGCAGAUGCAGCACGGCCUCCGCCAGAGCGACUACAUGCGGUACAGGAGAUACUGCUCUGCGCGACUCAGAAGGCUGUACAAGUCUCUUAAGCUUCUGCAUGGCCGUGGUAAAUACACCAGGAGGAAUAUAACCGAAUCAACAGUGACAGAUGUUAGGUUUCUCCACAUAAUAUUUUAUAUGGCUGAGAGAGCAUGGAGCCAUGCCAUGGAAAAGAAAACUGCUGGUACAAAUGCACAACAGUGUAUCUACAUGUUGGGUCGAUUUAGGAAAGCAGUUAAAUGGGCAAUUCUUUUUUCACAAUUAUGUUCUGUAAAAGGAGAUUCAAGGACAUCUCUGGAAGCUGAGGCAUAUGCUUCAUAUAUGAAAGGUGCUUUGUUUUUUGAGCAAGACAAGAACAUAGAGGCAGCAAUGAUAAAUUUCAAGAAUACCAGGGCUGUAUAUGAAGAGCUUGGGAAGUACGGCAGUAUAGAAAAUCAACUUUUGUGCCGUCAGCGCAUUGAAGAAGUGGAACCUAUGAUUGAUUUCUGUUCACACAAACUAGGUGGAUCAUCUUUACAAUCACACGGACUCCUAGAUAUGGAAAAGGAGGGACCUGCUAAUGAUCUUCUCAAAGCGAAGAUGGAGGCUGUAUUGUCCGAGACAAGAUCACAGCAGGCAGCUUCCAUGACCGAGUUUAACUGGCUUGGUCGCAGAUUUCCUAUUACCAAUGCAAAGACCCGUGUCUCCAUUUUGAAAGUGAUAUUAUCAGCUCAGCAGCUGGAGAGAGAUUUGAAUGGUGCAGCCACAGAAUCAGUUGCUGCUGACAAAAAGCUUGCCAUUUUUGAUAAAAUAUUUUCUGCAUACCAUGAUGCUCAGAGCUGCAUCCGCAAUGACCUGGCUUCUGCUGGCAAUGCUGAGAAUAUAAGAGACGACUUGAAUGGUCUUGACAAGGCUGUUAGUGCUGUUUUAGGAUUGAGGACUAUAGAACGUAACAAGCUACUUGUUAGCAUUGCUAAAAGUAGAUUUACAAAGCAUCGAGAUGAGAAAAAUGAGAAAGUCACAAAGCCGGAAGAACUUGUUCGCCUAUAUGAUCUGCUAAUUCAGAAUACAACAGAUUUGACAGAUUUAGUUAACUCUGGAAGAAACAAAAAUGAAGAAGAGAACUCUUUUGUUCAUGAGUAUGAGCUGAAAGGCUUGGCUUUCCGAGCUGAGAGAUGUUUCUUUUUGGCAAAGUCAUAUAGUUCUGCUGGUAAAAGGGCUGAAGCAUAUGCAUUAUUCUGUCAUGCCCGUUCUCUCGCUGAUUCUGCACUGCAACAGCUUGCAAACAGUUCUGACAAGGCCUUAAUCCAAGAUCUGAAGUCUCUAUCUGACAAUUGUAGAUCCAAUAGCUGCAUAGAACAUGCAACAGGUAUUAUGGAGGAGGAGAGUGUUCCUUUAAGACUUUCCAAAGGAGUCUCAACUAUGUCACUUGGUGACGAUAAAUCAAAGGAGAACAAAUAUCUUCUUGAUAUGCUAGAGAGCUAUGAGUCAGCAAUUGGUGAGCCAAACACCAAAGCUCUAUGUCGCAUCGUACAAUUCCCACCUCCCUUCCAAGCGGUUCCAUGCAAUCCAAUUGUGCUUGAUAUGGCAUACAACACGAUUGAGUUCCCAAGCCUUGAGAACCGAAUGAAGAAAGAAAAGAAGGGGCUUCUGAGCAGACUCUGGGGGUGAAAGGAAGACGGCAUUCUUCCUCUUGGAUGUUGGUACAUUAUCCUGGUCGUUUGAUUUUGGUACAUUAUUCAAAGGUAGAUGAUUCUCUCAUUAUAUUGUUUGUUUAUGAGUGAAAGAUUUUUGUCAUACCUAUCUUUCGUUCCCCUUGAGAAAAAUUCGGACAAUCUUUUGUCGGCAAGAAUAUUUCGUAUUUACUAUUCCAAUGUACAUCACUCUCAGCGACAUUCAGCCUAACCUUAAUUUGUUAUACAGCAUUGAGCAAUUACUGAAAUAGUUCGGAUUAUUGAAUGUUAAAUUGUUUAAUUUUUCUCA